Molecule: messenger RNA, 945 nt
Organism: Sarcophilus harrisii (Tasmanian devil)
Lineage: Eukaryota; Metazoa; Chordata; Mammalia; Dasyuromorphia; Dasyuridae
Product: galectin-8-like
Exons: 9
Coding region: 1-945 (314 amino acids)
Molecular function (GO): laminin binding; carbohydrate binding
Source: RefSeq, a predicted model, not a curated record
AUGGCCCGACCAAUAUUUGCCAGUCGCUUGAACCUGAAACCAGGAGAUUCCAUAAGAUUGGUGGGAGACAUAUUGCCUGAUGCCAGAAGAUUUGUAAUAGAUUUGGACAAAGAUGGAAGCAACAUUGGUCUCCGCUUCAGCCCAAACUUCGACUAUGAAAGGGACUACAAAAACAUCCUGUGCAACAGCAUGCAGGAUGGUGCAUGGGAUGCAGAAAUAAGGCAUGCCUAUUUCCCCUUUGUGCAAGGGACCACCAUGGAGUGGAAGGCUCUACUACAACAGUGGAAGACCGGAGCGGCUCAGUACUCGGCGGAAGCCCGGAACCAUAAGCUCUAUUUGAAGGGUUUGAAAUCUCCCUGGGGUAUCUUCUCUCCCGCUUGGAGAGAGCGUUAUCUUUCGAGGAACCAGCGCGACCAAAAGAAUCACAGGAGCAUUUCUCAUUCUCUGACAUGCCCCAACUCUGACAAGGGCAAUUCCUCCUAUACCACCAUCACCAUUCCCUCCAACCUGAAGCUGUUCGUUAUUUCUGGCUGCCCGGUCCGAAGUCUUGGCAAGCAGGAAAUUUUUAUUGAAAAUAUGAACCUCCAACCUGAAGUGUGUAUAAAACUACUGGGCGAUAUACUACCUAAUCCCACCCUAUUUCAAAUUAACUUGGGCAAGGAUGAAUUUAAUAUCGGCCUACACUUCAACCCACGCUUCCAAGAGAAAACCAUCGUCUGCAAUAACUCUACAUAUGGAUCAUGGGGCAAAGAACAAAGGGAGAAUAGAUUCCCCUUUAGGCCAGGGACAACCACAGAGAUUUCCAUUAUCUUUGAUGGGAGGAAGUUUUUGAUAAAGCUGCCUGAUGGUCAUCAGUUCACUUUCCCCAAUCGCCAUAACUUAGAAGAGAUUGACUACAUGUCAGUUUAUGGUGAUUUCCAUGUCAAAAGGGUGGAUUUCGAGUGA